AUGCGUGGGGGAGGAUGCGCAGAGAUCCCCGCAGGCUCGCACACCAGCCAUUACCGCCGCCUCCGCCACACGAGACCCUUCACUGCCCUUCACAUUUUCCCAGCCAGGUCAGUCCUCCGGGUCCACAUCUUGGCUCCACAGGUCGCAGAACCCGUCGCCCGGAGAACCGCCAAGAUUGAUUCCCCAAGCAGCGACAAGGGGGCGUUGGAGGCUCUGCCCAUCAAAAAGAACCGAUGCCGAACCUGCCUCCGCUUCCACCUCACCGCCUUCUUCACCCUCGUCGCCUGCUUCAGCUCCUUCGCCUUCCUCUUCCUCGUCCCCUUCAUCAUCGACCCGGCCUUCUCCACCCUCUUCGCCGAGUUCGAUACGGAGCCUCGGAUGUGCAUCACCAUAAUGUCGGAGUUCCUCACCGGCGCUAGCAACUGCUCAUGGUCAUCCUGCCGUGAGGGGUGCACCAUGGAUUUCUUCGAGUGCUCCCACAUCUACGUCCACUAUAAGGAUGAUCCAGAAGGCUUGCAAAAGGGGAGGAACUUCACUUCGCCUGAGCUGAUUGACGCCGAGGAGUGGGAUGUGUAUGAAGCCAGGCUGUACCCGAACGUCAAGGGCUGCGGAUAUCCUCCAUCUGUCAACUGCACGACCUUCCACCUGAACUACAGUACCCCGGGGCGAAUCUACCCUUGCUACUACUCCAAGAAGAUGCCCACCCUGGUCCUCAACGGUCUGGACAUCCCCCAGGUGAAGAGGGACCUGGUGUACGCGAUAGUGGUUCCCUGGGGCCUGUUCUUCGUGUCGAUCCUGUACAUCAUGGUGACCUAUGCGGGGAUGCGUGGGCCGGACGAGGAGGACGAUAAGGCGCAGGAGGUGAGCUCGGCGAAGGCAUCGAAGGAGGCGUCCAACUACUCCCUUCGAUCCAUUGGCAAGACGAUUAACCACGGCAUGAGCAAGCUACGAGGCGAGCCGGAUGAUAAAGGGCGAGACGGAGGAGGAGGAGGAGGAGGAGGAGAUGAAGGAGGAGGAGGAGGAGGAGGAGGAAUAGGAGUGAUAGGCGGCUUUGGAGGAGUAGGAGGAGGAGGAGGCAUGGGGGAUGGAGGAAGGCAAUGGUCCCACCCCUCCUACCCCUCCCACCCCUCCUCCCUCCCCCCCUUCCACGCCCCCGAACCCCACCUCCUCCUCGCCCCCGCCUCCCUCCCCGACGUGCUAUCAGCGAGAAGGACUGCUCUGCCCCCCCUGGAACGGACCCCCCCCCUCGCCCCCCCGGCAAGCCGCGUGGGGUAUGUGAACACUGAAAACAUUAAGAGAUCACCAGUAGAAACGUCCUUCCAAGAGGCGGAGUUUGCUCUACAUCAGGUGCAGCAACAACAGCAACAACAGGAAAGCCAAAAACAACAGCACGAAAAAGAACAACAACAACAACAAAAACAGGAAGCGAGCAGCGGGGAGUGACGCAGGGGAACGGAAGAAGAGGAAGAGGAAGAGGAGUGGAUGAAAGAGGAGGAGUAAGAGGAGUCAUGCGAUAGUGAGGAGUAAGAGAGGAUAAAGAUAGAUAAGAAAGGAGGAUAAAUGAUGAAGAGAGGUAAAGAUAAAUUUGAUAAAGAAAGGGAGGGUAAAGGGAAGGGGUAAGAAAAAAAGGAGUUAAGGGAUUAGUAAAGAAAAAUAAUGAUAGGCGUUUAAUUAAAAAAAGGUAUUGUGGAGGCGUUCAGUGUGACUAUUUUAAAAUGUAGAGGUUUGUGAAUGUUAUUAUUGUUAUUAUUAUUAUUAUUAUUAUUAUUAUUAUUAUUAUUAUUAUUAUUAUUAUUAUUAUUAUUAUUAUUAUUAUUAUUAUUAUUAUUAUUAUUAUUAUUAUUAUUAUUAUUAUUAUUAUUACUAUUGCUGAAACGUAUUUUGGUGUUGAAUUUUGUAAUGUAUAUUGUAGUUUGCGAUAUAUUCUUUUCGCAUAUCUCUCUCUCUCUCUCUCUCUCUCUCUCUCUCUCUCUCUCUCUCUCUCUCUCUCUCUCGCCAUUUUCCUGAUUGCCUUUUUUUUUAUUUUGAGCAAAGUUUUCCUCAAUUUCUCAGACCUCUCCAUUUUCUUAACGCACACCCUCCCUUCCUCCUUUCCCUCCAUCCCUCCCUCCCUCCCUCCAUCCCUCCCUCCCUUCCCUCCAUUCCUCCCUCCCUCCCUCCAGCAGACAAUAACCUAAUAUCUUUCCUCCACUCAUGUAUCUCAAAGGUAAAAUUCUUCUUCCUCCUUUCUAUUUCACGGUGACGAAAUAUUAUGCAAGAGGCGAUCCUUUGUGACACGCGUGGCUGAGCGAUGCCGGGUGGAAGGGGAGAUGAUUAAUGGAUAUUGUGAAUGGGAUGGGAAAGGGAUUUUUAUAAUAUAUUGCAUUUUUUUUCUGAAGGUUGUCAUGUGAGUCUUCUUAUUUACUUUUUAUUACUGUCAUUUUGGAUACUUUCUCACAUUUUUUUCUCCCUUGCAUAUUUAAAUACUUGCAUACUUUUCAUGAAAUUUUAUCUUACUUUAUAUAUUUGUUUAUUCAUUUGUUUUGUUCGGGCUUUUUUUAUAAUUGUUUCCUUUUUUGUGCCCUUGAGCUUUCUUCUUUGUUGUAAAAAAAAAUAUUCAUCUAUUUACUCAAUUAUUUAUUAUUUUACUUUCAAGCUUAUACAUUGCAAUUUAUAAGACAUGAAAAGACUAAUACAUAUAACAAAAGACAAUGUAAAAAUACGUAGUAAGAGUUGAAUGGCUUAUUGUGUAGGAGACUAAAUUUUACCGUCGGUGAUAUUAGUAAAAAUGAGCAAUGUUAUUUUAAUGUGAUAACUCCACCAGCAGCCUGACACAAUGGAUCGCUUGCACAUACUCUAGAUACGUGGAAAUAUACAUAGGAGAUUAAGAACAGUGAUGAGUAGGAAGGGUUUACACUCCUAGAAAGAAACUCCAAUAUUUUUCUGUCUUUUUCGAAUUUGCUUGGAACGAAUAACCUGUGAGCUCAAGUCAGUAAAGCGUUCAGUGCAGUAGUUAGUGCAGUAGUUAAGCUGAACCCAUUCUCUCUCUCUAAGGGACCGUACACCGUUUUCUUUGUAUGCUUCACCGUUUUUAAUAACCAGGAUGACUUUUCUAUAUUCUUGUACUGCACGAAGAGAGAAUAAUGACUUAUAUAAAGAUAGAAAGGAACGGUGCACACGAAUAGUAAAUAUUUUUCUUGAUUUAUCUACGAUAUGGAAUGUGACAUACAAACCUUCCUGCCUGUAAUGAUGACACGAAGUAAUAAUAAUAAUAAUAAUAAUAAUAAUAAUAAUAAUAAUAAUAAUAAUAAUAAUAAUAAUAAUAAUAAUAAUAAUAAUAAUAAUAAUAAUAAUAAUAAUAAUAAUAAUAAUAAUAAUAAUAAUAAUAAUAAUGCACUGUUACUUUGCCAUUCUUUUUCAUAUGAAGCAAAUUUUAAUCUUACUUAUGAAGAUUAUAAAGGAAAGUAAAGUAUUGAGAUAUAUUUUGUGAAAACAUACUCGAAAUUAAGUUGAAAUAUUUACCUCUCAAAAUACACGACUGACGUACAUUGAGAAGAGAAAAUAAUGAAGUCAAAUACAAAUUCUACUCAGAGCAUUAUGUAAACAGCCGAAGGAAUGGAGUUCAAGGAAAAAAAGAGAGAGCGAGAGGGAAAAAAAAAACAGAUUAGAAGAUUAAAUAUGCAAAGUCGUGAAAUAGCGUGUGUGUAGAAGCAAAUAUGAGUCAGUAAAUAAAACGAAGGAAGGAAAGACAUUACAGAGUGCCAGAUAUGAAUAAAAACAAUGAAAAAAAAUUAAUGAAGAAAAUGAAAUGUCGCUGAAAAAUGAGUUGUUGGUGAAAAUAACGAUCCACAAUGUUUCCUCCGUCUUCGUGUACGUGUAUGUGUGUUUCCAUAUGUGUGUGUAUAUAUGUGUGUACGUGUGUCUGUAGGCGUAGCUGUGUGCCUGGCUGCCUUCGGUGUACACAAGGUUGUUUGGUAGGCUUAUAAAGAGGCUGCGAGUGAAGAAAAGAUGUUUGUGAGUGUAAUAUUUUUUUUUUCUUAACACUGUCGUUAUAAAAAGUUAAAUAUGUGUGGAAGCGUUCAGUCAUUAUGAUUAGCAACCGUUCAUAUGCUCGCUUGUUGAUGUUACUGUUUCUUCUUGUUUUUUGAGGCUCAGUAAAACUAUAAAAGGUUCAAAAGAAAAGACAAAGAAAAAAAAAAGACAAAGUAAAAGACAAAAAAUACUAUUGAAUUCUAUAUUUUUCAACGAUUUUCAGCUUAAUUAUAUUUUUUUUCGCGUUCGUGUAUGCUUAAGAAAAAAAAAGAUAAAUGAAUGUAUAGAAAUUACUACUUUUACACAAACAACCUCCCCCUCCCCCUUUAAACACACACACAAACACACACACACACACACACACACACACACACACACACACACACACACACACACACACACACACACACACACACACACACUUUUUUUUUCAAUAGUUAUGGAUGUUGGAUAUGGAAAGAAAGAAAAAAGUAAUGUGCGAUUCCAAUAAUACAAAUAAUGAUAACAACAACAACAACAGUAAUAAUAAUAAUAAUAAUAAUAAUAAUAAUAAUAAUAAUAAUAAUAAUAAUAAUAAUAAUAAUAAUAAUGUUAACCCUUUUUUUUAUGCAAGUAGAUUAUAAGUGUGUGUUUUUCUAUUAUUUAUUUAUUUAUUUUCUCUCGUGUAUGAAUCUUUCUCGCUCUCUUGCACGCGUGUCGAAUGAAUUAAAACUCAUUACUUAUUCAUUCACCUCGGCUGUUCAUCAUACUUAUAAACCCACACACAUAUGAUGCUCCAAUUUACAUUAUAUUGAUCAUUAUACUUAAAACUUCACACACAUAUGAUGCUCCUACUUAUAUUAUAUUCAUCAUUUUACUUAUAACUCCACACACAUAUGAUCCUCCUACUUAUAUUAUCAUUAUAUUGUCUCUUGCUCUCUAUCUCUCUUUAUAUGUAUACCUACCACCUCUGAGAUUAUGAUAACGAUGAUGAUGAUGAUGAUGAUAAUGAUGAAGGUUAUGAUAAUGAUUGUGAUGGUUAAGUGCCUGAUGAAUUGAUUAGAAAGUUAAAUAUAGUGAUGAUGAUGAUGACGAUGAUGAUGAUGAUGAUGAUGAUGCACAAAAUAGAAUGACUUACGUAAUUACUAUGAUAUGGAUGAUGAGGCACAAUGAAAGCAGGUAUUUCUUUUAACACACACACACACACACACACACACACACACACACACACACACACACACACACACACCACAAAACUGCAGCAAAGUGUAAAAAAAAGACAUGUUUUAGUUUUUGUACAUCAGAAAUAAGAAAAAACAACAACUACUUAGACUUUUUAUACAACAAGAUUAAUUCAUUUUUACUAAACAUCAUGCCAACCUUUCAACCCUUCCCCCGUUUUCUCUUGAGUGUAGUGUCCGUUUUCUUUUGAGUAGUGACGUAGAUAGAAAAAGGGAAGCCACUGAAUACAUGGGUAACAAUUGUAGAUGUAACUAUUGUACUUCUCUAUCUCUCUCCUAUGACCAAAAAAAUACAGUAGAAUAGGAACUUAGUAAUUACGGAAAAGGGAAAGAAAAUGACGAAGGUUUGAUAGUGUUUCUGUUGUGAUUUAUUGGUAAGGGAAAGGAAAAUAGUGGAAAAAAGAGUAGAAAAGAAAAUUGACCCCACUUUUGCGAAUAUAUUUUACCGUUACCGUUUUUCUUAGAGUUUCCAAAUGUGUCUUAAUGGUUUUUGAUGUGAUAAAUAAAUAAUAGAUCUAGUCUUUAAAAAAUGUCUAACCUGCAUUGCAUUUUUUCAUCUACUCGUUUUUUAUAGUUUCGUUUUUCGCAUUUCUUCCCUCCUCUUCAUGGAUCUUCACUGUACGAGAACAAUUAUAUUCAUAAAUAAACAUAAAAAAAAACAUACUUGAAGUUAUAAAAAAAUG
This is a messenger RNA of Eriocheir sinensis (Chinese mitten crab), 5914 nucleotides long. RefSeq lists its product as uncharacterized. Gene Ontology annotation, molecular function: sodium channel regulator activity. Lineage: Eukaryota; Metazoa; Arthropoda; Malacostraca; Decapoda; Varunidae. Bases 1 to 1443 code for a protein of 480 amino acids. The record is from RefSeq and is a predicted model, not a curated record. The transcript has 5 exons. Gene Ontology annotation, biological process: regulation of sodium ion transport.